Danio aesculapii is the source of this 4495-nucleotide messenger RNA. RefSeq lists its product as uncharacterized. The record is from RefSeq and is a predicted model, not a curated record. Gene Ontology annotation, biological process: regulation of apoptotic process. The transcript has 5 exons. Bases 59 to 826 code for a protein of 255 amino acids. NCBI's taxonomy places the organism in Eukaryota, Metazoa, Chordata, Actinopteri, Cypriniformes, Danionidae.
ACGAAAGGAAGCUUCUUGUUUUGUUCAAUGCAAGACUGCAGCUGACGUGUUGUAGAAAAUGGAGAAAAUCAUCGUGACCAACAAACCUAAACUCAUCAGAUGGCUUAGUGUGGAUGCGACUGAUUUAUUGCAGCAUGUUCAGUCAAAAGGGAUUAUAAAAACGGAGGAGUACAACGAUCUGAUGUCCGUGAGUUCAUCUAGGAGCAUAGUUAUCAACCUUUUGGACUUACUCAUUGGAAAGGGGGAAAGUACGUGUCUAACAUUUCUGAAGUUACUGAAAGAAGAUGAUGUGAAUGAAAGUUUUCCUGAGCUUAGAGAGUGGAUUAAAACAGUGGACACUUCGGUGAAUGCAGACAUGAAUGGAAGUCCAAGCCUCAAGCCACCAGGCACCAGAGUAACAUGCAAAAUCUCUGCACCCAAGUGCAGUGAUGUAUAUACAUCUACCAUAGCAGAUUCAAGCACAGGCUCCAUUGUACUUAAUGCAACGACGGUAACACUUGGCAGAUCAGACUACCAGAAAGCUGAAAGAGAUUGGGGAAGAAGAGGAAUUGGUGACAGAUCAAUACAAGAUUGCCAUAAAUUUCUAAAAGCAAACACCAGUGCAUUGGUUCAAAAUGUGAAGGCGAUUGAUCCAAUUCUUGAUGAUCUUAACUUGCAUAAAGAAUCCACUGCAAAUGUGAGAGCGAAGACAACAGAUCAAGAUAAGAUGAGGAAACUGCUUGACUGUGUGAAUUGUGAAAGCAUUGCUAAGAAGCUGGUUGAUGCUUUGUUCGAGCAUGAAGAAGAUCUAAUGAAGGAAAUCAUGCAGUGGUUGUAUGCUCGUUAACUACUGGGAAAUGUAAUUCAUCUUUUUUCAAGCAAUACAAAAUUGAAGUUAGUCCAGGGGCAGAUGGAAUAAGAGGUAGAGCACUGAAGCUGUUUGCUGAAGAAUUGGGUCUAAUUUUUAUUUGUAUAUUUUAAAUUGGUCUUUGCAGGUCCAUUAUGUACCUCACCACUGGAAACAGUCUUUUAUCAUUCCAGUACCAAACCAUAACCUCACUUGUAAUUAAAGUUUUUGAAAAAAUAGUAAUAGAGGUAUAAUUCAGGGUGUUCGCAGGGUCUUAAAAAGUCUUAAACUUCUAAAACAAACUUUUAGCCCUUAAAAACUCUUAAAUUCACUGAAAAACUGUGUUGUAGAUCUUAAAUCAUUUUAAACAGGUCUUAAUUGUUCUGUGUCUAAGUAAAACUACCCAAUCUGGGGUGCUUUUUCCAUACAACGACAUAACUUGUGGCUGAACUAUCACAGUGCGAUGCAUCGUUUGAGAAAAGAACGAUGUAAUGAGGAGUAUUUCCCAAAACCAUAGCUGCUUUUGGAGACGUAACAAAAAUUCCACUUUUAAAUAUUAGGUCACCUACAGCUUUCAUCAUGAGCCACAGCUGUGUUCAAAAUUGCAUAAACGUUUUCAAAGUGCACUAUGAAGGGAAAGCAAUUGUCAAUAUGAGGAUUGCUAAAACUGAACUGUAAAAAUAAUUUGAAAGCAAAUUACAUUUUAAGAGAGAUGACUUUAAUGCUUUUAAAAAAAAAAUCAUUCCAAGUUUAAAUGUUCGAACGUUCCAAAGGAAUAGGGCACAGGGGGGAUAACUGGGAAUAGAACACCGUCAGGAACUAUGCUUCUAACUACAGCUCUAGAGGUGUAGUUGCAGUCGUACAAGUUUGUGACGCAGUUUGUGAAUGUUCGUUGGAACGAUGGAUUUGGGAAACGCCAAAUCAGCUAACUAUGUUUGUAUCGACUGAACUUGCGACCUUAGUUUGCUAACGAUGCUUUUCAGGAAACGCACCCCUGGUCGACACCCAAUCACCUAUAAUUCAUAUUAAAACUUUUUUAAUAUGUAUAUAUUUAAUUUUUUUCUUGCAAAGAGAUACAAUUCACAACAGCUGUUAGACAUUUUUACAGCAAAUUCUCCUAAUUAAAUUCCCUAAAAGAAACCUAAAACAACACAUCCCUGCACAUUUUCCAUGUCUUCUUAACCAAACACAUCUGAUUCAGAUCACCAGGUCAUUAGCCAAGACUGAAAGACACGUAAUGUGUGUUGGCAGACAAAGGAGACAUCCAAAACAUGCAGUGUUGGUGCUCCUCCAGGAAUGUGGUUGAGAAACACUGCUUUACAUGAUCUCCAUUAAUACAAAAACUAUUUUGAGAAGUUAGCGGGCCAUUGAAAAAUCCUUAGUGUUUAGCCCUGUAUAAGUCUAUAAUUUCAAUCAUUAUAGUCCUUAAAGCGUCUUAAAAUGUCUUAAAUUUGAUCAGAAGAAACCUCGAUCCAUUGCAAUUUGCCUAUAGAGCUACCUAUAGAGGAUGCGGCACUGACCUUACUGGACCUGGUGUAUAAACAUUUCUAAGUUAGUAACAAUCCUACUAUUAUUUGUAGAUUUUUGUAUGGCAUUCAACACAGUUCGCCCAAACUCGUUGGUUCACAAGCUGAGGUUGAACUUUGGUGUGGAUGCAAGUAUGACUGCUUGGUUACUGGAUUUCGUUACUAGGUCUCAGGGGGUUAGGGUUAUUAGCAUUCUUUCAGACCCUAUAACUAAAUCUACUGUAUGGGCUCACUACAGGGAUAUGUUCUUUCUACUCUAUUUUACAUCUUAUUGACCUUAUUCUUCACGUAGGAGUGGGCGCAGCCAUUGGAAUCUUUUUGGCUCAAAUAUUCCGGUCUUAUUCACUUCAGUUGAUUUUUAGACGUUAAAAACAGCUCGUUCGGCUGCUUGACGUUGCAAACUGAUAUUUUCUUAUGAUAUUAUGCUCCUCUUUGUUCAUAGUUAUGAACACAAUUUUUUGUAGAGCAAGCGUUUUGAGCAUUUAUUAUUCCUAGUCAAUUCUCCCACAGGUGACUGAAUUAGAAGUUCUAAAACAAUCGUGAAAACGGGUGCACUUCUGCAUUGAAGAAUAAGGUCAAUGCACACGAGUGUCGCAGUCUCUUUGAAAAUCUGAACCUUUUUGAAUUUGCGGACGACACUGUUAUUGUAAGUUUGUUGGUUGUUGAGGAGAGAGACCAUGGUCCUGUAGUUAAGUAUUUUACAUAUUGGUGUCGAGAGGCUGUUCUACAUCUGACCACAGAAAACAAAGAAGAUGUGGAUCGACCUGCCGCGAAAGUAGUUUCAGCUAUAAAGAUUGAUAACCACCAGAUUGAAUUAGUCAAAAGUUAUAAAUAAAUAGGUUGCAUUAUUGAUAAUAAAAUACAUUUGAAUGAAAAUACUGAAAGACUAUGUAUAGUACAGGCCAACAAAGAUGUUAUUGUCUGCUGAUAUUAGCGAAGUUUAAUAUUGAUAGUACUCUGAUGCAGGGGCAUAGGAUUAACAUGGACAGAGGUGACGUGUCCCCACUAAAAUCCACUGACUUGAAAUCUCCUCACCAGUAAUUUAAUCUGUCAGUUCUCCUGAUCUCUCAGAGUAGCAUGUCGAAUUUCGGUUCUAGCUAUUGUUCAAAAACCUACCGCCUGUUCUUCACCUACUUUAAUUAAUACUGAUGUAUGAGACGCGUUUCAUUUGCACCAUGGCCAAAAAAACGUAAGUCUUUAUUAAACUCUUUCUUUGUCAGUUAAAGCAUUUGUUAACAUUACACAAAAUUAAAUAGCAGUGUUAAUGUUUAAGUGUUAAAGUGAUUCUGCAGCAAAUGAAAAAACAAUGUCAAGAGCAAAUUUACGCCCAUGCUCUGCUUUUUUCAUUUGGCUUAUUCAGAAUAGAUUCGAACCUUUUCACUGAUUUGUUGGUUUGCUUCUUUAAAAGUAAAACAGAAGAAUUCACUGUCUAAGGUUUUAAAAACCUGUAGCAAAGAAAGUAUUGGGGCGAAAGUGUCAGGGCUAACUAAUUUGUUUGAAAUUCAGGUGUUAAAGGAAGCUCAUCAGAUUACAUCGGACAUAUCCAAUCCUCUGUUUGAUUCAUUUCAAUGUUGGUAUAGGGUUCCUUUGACAAGGACCAACAGAUUGAAAUUUUCAUUUGUUCCUUGUGCUAUUGAUUUGCUAAAUUUUAAUGGGAAGAGGUCUGUUUUUACUACUAUAAAUGCAGCUUGAUCUUUGUCUUAAGUGUGGCAUGGUAUGUACUGUAUGUUUUAAAUCUAUUACGCUGCAGAAGAAAUCGCCCCAAAAGGGCAGAAUAAAGUUUACAGUAAAUUUUGAUGUACCAGUAGAUUAAAUAUGUCUAGUUGGGCCUAAGUAUUGUGUAACUCAGUUUAGCAUAAAACACAGAAACAAUAGUGUUAUGCACUGUCUAUGGAGGGAACAUAGCACUAACACUUUUUUACGUUAUCAAAAACUCUUGUUUUCUAAAAACUCUCUAUAUAUGUUUUUAUUAUUGAGAACUGUUUUGAACAAUCAGAUCAGCGGUGUAUUGACUGUCAUUGAAAAAUGAAGUUUUUCAUUUUGUGUUUCUUUAUGGUCAUACUAAAUUGCUCAAUAAGCACAUUUCCAUCCAUCUGAUCUUGUGAAUUUGAAAAAGAAAUAAUUACAAUAAUGAAAUAAAUGU